AUGACCAACACCCUGCUACUGCUGCUCCUGGCCGUGUCUGUGGCUCAGGCUGCCUUGAUGCCCAGAGCCCUCUGGCAGUUCGGGAAAGUGAUCAAGUGCGCCGUGUCCACCAGCAACCCUUUAAAGCACAACGACUAUGGCUGCUGGUGUGGCUUCGGGGGCUCGGGGACGCCAGUCGAUCAGGUGGACCACUGUUGUAAGGCUCAUGAUUUGUGUUACCGAGAGAGCCGCAGAAUCGCAGUGUGCCGCCUGCACCAACAAACAGGUUCUAACACUGCCUGUCAGAAGUUUAUCUGUGACCAUGUGGCAGCUCACUGUUUCUCCCAGGCUCCCUACAACGAGCAGUUCCAAGACUUUGACAAAAAGCAGCACUGA
Messenger RNA from Polyodon spathula (Mississippi paddlefish), 375 nucleotides. Its product is annotated as phospholipase A2-like. The coding region runs from base 1 to 375 and encodes 124 amino acids. Lineage: Eukaryota; Metazoa; Chordata; Actinopteri; Acipenseriformes; Polyodontidae. The transcript has 4 exons. The record is from RefSeq and is a predicted model, not a curated record. Gene Ontology annotation, biological process: arachidonate secretion; positive regulation of fibroblast proliferation; lipid catabolic process. Gene Ontology annotation, molecular function: calcium ion binding; signaling receptor binding; phospholipid binding.